Messenger RNA from Trichoderma harzianum CBS 226.95, 1260 nucleotides. RefSeq lists its product as hypothetical. The record is from RefSeq and is a predicted model, not a curated record. NCBI's taxonomy places the organism in Eukaryota, Fungi, Ascomycota, Sordariomycetes, Hypocreales, Hypocreaceae. The transcript has a single exon. Bases 99 to 1046 code for a protein of 315 amino acids.
GCUCGCGUUCUACUGAUAUUCUGUUUUUCUGGAUUACCACUAAAAGUUAAUUGUUAUUCUUGAGUCUUUAAUACCUAUCUACCCAUCAAAGUUUUACAAUGUCUGAAGUCACCAAUCGUAACGAUGUUCGAGCCGCAAAUGCCGCCGGAGGUUGGACUAUUGUCUAUGGAGAUCUCAUUAACGAAGCGGAUGUAGUUGAGCUAAUUAUAUCUGUUCCCACUGGCACUGUAGCUGGUUGGGUCUCCGACCAAGUGGACGCACAGGUGCAAAAGUUUAACCAAAGCCUAGCCACCAUCUCUGACGAUGUUGUCAAAGAAGCAACAGAAUUUCUCAAAAGUCUUCUUCAAGGAAAAAGAUCCGGGGAGCGAGACAUCAAUGGAUUGGGAGUCAAAGCAGGAAUUGUCACGUACCACCGCAAACUUAAGACGCCUUUUGGUUCUACACCGCUACCAAACAACCAUCAACCAUACAUUGGUAUACGAAUUACCAAGCCCCUGCCACCAAAAGGAGCGGCUACUGCAAUUCCAGUGCCACCAAGUGCGCAGCCGGGUACACAACAGCCUACGCAAUCGAGAGUGCCAUCGAAUGGCUUAGACAGCAGAUCUUGGUACAGGAUCACGAAUUCAGCGAGGCCCGGAAUGGCAAUUGAUGUCGUCAAUGAUGGUAAUAAACAGCAAGAUGGUCAAGUGCAAAUGGCCGCCGAGGGGAAUUUCAGCGGACAACAUUGGCAGCUUCGUCCUUCUAGAACCAAUCCCGGAGCCUAUAAUCUGUGUAAUAUGUGGCUCGGAAGUGACAAGUGCUUGGACGUGUAUGGCAAUGACAAAACACGACCACAUCUAGCCACAGCUGGUAACUACUCGGGACAGCAAUGGCGCGUCGAACAACAGGGGAAUGGAACUUGGAAGAUGUCGAACUCAUAUUCUGGGCCACUGGCUUUGUCGGCUGAUGCUUAUGGAGCAGAGCUAUCCCUUAAAGAUCCCCAGCUUUCUCCUGCAAUGUCGUGGACCUUGCAGCCUAUUAAGCCAAUCACGGAGGUUGGCUUUUAAUGCUUGUGGUAUCUCGAUAUUAAUUGCCUGCCUAUGUAGUUAAUGUAAAAGCUGUAUCCUUUGAUGAACCCUUGUCACAUCUAUCUAUGCCCUACAAAAGGACAUAAAACGAAUUCUCAAUGAUCAUAUCAUCCGCAGUCUCUAUUGGUUGGCAUUUUGCUUGAGCUUCAGAUAUUGUGCGAGCAGCUCUCUUAUGGUUUGUUCGAAGCCAAUA